AUGAGCUGGGAGCUCGAUCACCCCGAAGAAGAGAGGCGAAUUGCAGGAACCAUAAACGAUGAACCCGUUCCCCCAUUCUAUGCCCAACAGAGCGACGAAACGCCGACGGAGAAGUCCUGGACCGGCAGCUCCAUCACGCUCGAGAACGUGGAGAGACACGAGGCUGGGAUGUAUCGAUGCCGGGCCGACAACGGACUCGGGGAUCCUAGCACCGACGACGUCCAGGUCGUCGUCAACUAUGCACCGGAGAUUCACGUGGAUCAAGAUUGGAUCCACUCUGGAGAGGGCAACGACGUGAAUCUCACCUGCAACAUCCAAGGGGACCCCAAGCCUACUGUGGAAUGGCAGCGUCGUAUGGAAGACGGAAAGAGGUUUACACUGGAUCCGUCCGUGACGUGGCACAUUGGGAACACCUACACCCUGGAUAUCAAGAACCUGAGCCGUGGGGAUUUCUCCGUCUACUUCUGCAAGGCCUGGAACGAGCUCGGGGAGACGGAAGGGAGCAUCGAAGUAUCGGGUGAGGACAGACAGGCGCGACAAAGGAACGGCCGGGAACGGGUGGGCAACAUCACGGGAAAAGCUCCAAGGGUGGCCAAUCAGGCGAAAUUCAAGUCGGAGCCUGACGGAGAUCAGUCGAAUUCCUAUCGACUCGUCUGGGAAGUGGAGAGUUACAGCCCCAUCGAAUCGUACGAGCUCGAGUACCGCAAACACAACGAGACGGAGAGCCUGCCGUGGUCGACGAUCGCGAUACCGGCGAAUUCGUCGUUUUCUUAUCAGCACUCGAUGGCCUACACACUCGAGGGCCUGACGGAGGCUACCAUCUACGAUGUCAAAGUUCGAGUCAAGAACCGGUUCGGAUGGAAUCGGGAGUCAGAAAUCACCACCUUCACCACCCUCAGUGGUUACGGCAUCGGCGUUGGGAUCGAUGGACGCGUGCUUCCCCCUCACUCAUUAGUCUUUAACCUCCUUUCACCCUAUGAGCUCAACAUUCCUUCCUCCUUCUUUAGAGGGAGAGGAACGUGGAACCCUCAUAGACUCCAAAAUAUUCCACCUCCCUGGCCGUGCGAGGCGAGUGAGGUGCGUGCUGAGGCUCCAUCUCGUAGCCUCUAA
Molecule: messenger RNA, 1110 nt
Organism: Darwinula stevensoni
Lineage: Eukaryota; Metazoa; Arthropoda; Ostracoda; Podocopida; Darwinulidae
Source: the annotation of a GenBank genome assembly